AUGAGGACUACAGACAUCAGGGACAACAUGGAGGACUACAGACAUCAGGGACAACAUGAGGACUACAGACAUCAGGGACAACAUGAAGCACUACAGACAUCAGGGACAACAUGGAGGACUACAGACAUCAGGGACAACAUGAAGCACUACAGACAUCAGGGACAACAUGGAGGACUACAGACAUCAGGGACAACAUGGAGGACUACAGACAUCAGGGACAACAUGGAGCACUACAGACAUCAGGGACAACAUGAGGACUACAGACAUCAGGGACAACAUGGAGGACUACAGACAUCAGGGACAACAUGGAGCACUACAGACAUCAGGGACAACAUGGAGGACUACAGACAUCAGGGACAACAUGAGGACUACAGACAUCAGGGACAACAUGGAGGACUACAGACAUCAGGGACAACAUGA
Messenger RNA from Knipowitschia caucasica, 420 nucleotides. NCBI's taxonomy places the organism in Eukaryota, Metazoa, Chordata, Actinopteri, Gobiiformes, Gobiidae. The record is from the annotation of a GenBank genome assembly.